Messenger RNA from Paramuricea clavata, 695 nucleotides. NCBI's taxonomy places the organism in Eukaryota, Metazoa, Cnidaria, Anthozoa, Malacalcyonacea, Plexauridae. The record is from the annotation of a GenBank genome assembly.
AUGCCAGAAGUGACAAUCCGAAUGCACACAUCAGAUAAACCUUGGAUUACCCCAAAAAUAAAGGCACAGAUUAAAGCUAGGCAAAAGGCUUACUGCCGCGGUGAUAAAUCCAAGUACGACCAAUUAUGUAAAAAGGUCUCCAAGUUAAUUCGGAAUGCAAAACAAUCGUUUUAUCACACCGAAGGGAGAGAUCUUCGUCAAAAAGAUCCUGCAAAAUGGUAUAAAACUGUCUAUACUCUGUUGGGUGCUGAAACGAAUCAUAACUCUUUACAAACUCCAUCUAAUGAAGAUCUGUCUAAGGUUGCUGAAAACCUACAAACUGCUUUUACAAACCCAUGGAAAGAUAUCAAUGUUGACCUCCCGGACAUAAAUGAAGUUAACCACUUACUUAAGGAUACGUCACCACCGCUACCUUCCUUAGGGCAAGUACCGUCCUGCCUAAAGCACCUUAACCCAAAGAAAGCAACAGGGAUAGAUAAAAUCCCUGCCUGGUUUUUAAAGCACUACUGUGAUGAUCUUACGCCAGUGAUACAUAGUAUCGUAACAGGCAGCAUUACCCAAUCCAAGUAUCCUACUGCGUACAAGCAUGCAAUUGUAACUCCGGUACCAAAGAUACAUCAACCCAAAGAUAUAAACAACGAUUUCAGGCAAAUUUCUGUGCUUCCUCAUCUAGCUAAAAUGAUAGAGAAAAUCCA